Messenger RNA from Epinephelus lanceolatus (giant grouper), 5972 nucleotides. It is a transcript of the gene ube3b, whose product is annotated as ubiquitin protein ligase E3B. Gene Ontology annotation, molecular function: protein binding; ubiquitin protein ligase activity. Gene Ontology annotation, biological process: protein polyubiquitination; ubiquitin-dependent protein catabolic process. NCBI's taxonomy places the organism in Eukaryota, Metazoa, Chordata, Actinopteri, Perciformes, Serranidae. The record is from RefSeq and is a predicted model, not a curated record.
CAGAAAUAAAAAGUCGCUGUUGUUACAACAGACUGAAGACAGUUUGGCAUAUAUGGGGCCUGCUGUCGAUAAAAAACUCUCAUAAAACAAAUUAUACAUUUGGACAAACACUACCCGGAAUCAUUUAGUGCGACACAGGGGAUUAAUGGCUGCAGUCAAUGUACGGAUCUCCUCUCAUUGUUUACAUUUCGAAACGGUAUGUUGUUGGUGUUUUUGAGGCUGUCACUGACACAGGAUCAAACCUAACCCCGCAAUGAAGACAAAUAUAGCUAAAUGAGUGUGAAAAGAUUAUCCGUGAGACAGUACAAGUCGACCAGCGGCGAACUAGCCCUGUGUGCUAACUAUCCCAGCUCCAUCUUUCCUGUGUCGCCCGCUGCUCCAGAGAUGGCAAGUUAGUCUUCACCUUUUGUUUGGCUUUCCUCCCGCUCGGAUCUCAAGGACACCCAAAUGACUGAGGAGGUAUAGCGCCAGGUGAGCCUGAAGGCCAGACAAAAUCUUCGUUUGAGCAAUAUCACAGGGUGCACGAUGUUUAGUGUACCUCAAAGCUCCAAGUCCGAGUUCCUGGAUAAAGCCAGGCAGGCCAGGGAGGAAAGGAAAGGACAGAAGGACAAGGAGAAAGCAGCAAUCCACAUCCAAGCCCUGGUCAGAAGAUUUCUCUGUCGCUGCCGACUCCAGAAGCAAAUACGGAAAGAGGUUGAUGACUAUUUUCAAGCCUCUGAAACUGGGACAACAAAAAGAAAUGCACUUUCAAUUUUCAAAAUAGCUCGGAAAUUACUAUUUGUAUAUCGCCCAGAGGAUAAGAUGAGGUUCGAGAAGCUCUGUCGUGCAAUCCUUGCCAGCAUGGAGGUUGAAAAUGACUCUAAAGUCUGGUAUGUUUCCUUGGCUCUCUCCAAAGACCUCACCAUCCCCUGGCUCAAACAGAUAAAAGACGUGCUAUGGACUUGCUGUCAACUACUUAAAAAUUUAAAGCCUGACAUACUUCAGGACAAUAAAUUGGUAACGCUGUACCUCACCAUGCUGGUGACCUUCACGGACACUUCAACCUGGCGGAUAGUCAGAGGGAAGGAAGCUCUCAGACCUGCUUUGACAAGGAUUUGUGAAAAUAUAAUGGGCCAUCUGAAUCAAAAGGGAUUCUAUUCAAUACUUCAGAUCUUGCUGACCAAUGGCUUGGCUCGUUCUAAACCGUCUCUCUCCAAAGGCACUCUAACAGCUAUCUUCUCUUUGUCAUUACGGCCAGUCGUUGCUGCUCACUUUUCGGAUAACCUGCUAAGAUCCUUCCUCCUUCACAUCAUGUCAGUCCCAGCUGUCGUAUCUCACCUCAGUGUGCUUACCCCAGAGUGUAUGGCAUCCAUCCAGACGCAUGACCUGCUUCGGAAGUUCAUUCUGUUUCUCAGCCGAGAAGAACAGUGUUUGGACAUCUGUGUGUGUCUUGAGGGGAGCCACACUCUCUGCUUACUUGGCAACCUGAUUCAUUUGGGCUACCUGAAUGAGAAAGUCCUUGAAGAGGAGGCCAACCAUUUUGUGAAGGACCUGACAGACAUGCUGUCCUAUUGCCAGAGAUAUGUGUCCCAAAAGAAGUCCAACCUUACCCACUGGCAUCCUGUCCUGGGCUGGUUCUCCCAGACUGUAGACUACGGUCUAAAUGAGUCAAUGCCGCUGGUCACUAAACAGCUUCAGUACCUGUGGGGUGUUUCUGUCAUUCGGACGCUCUUCAGUGAUGUCCUGUCUAAAAAGCUGGAGAGUCAGGAGCCCACUCCCCCGCCCCCGCAGCCUAGCACAUCACAAAACAAUCUACCAGUUAAGAACCUUUUCAAGCGGGCAUUUCAGAAGUCGGCUUCAGUGCGGAACAUCCUGAAACCUGUCGGAGGGAAGCGAGUCGACUCAGCUGAAGUUCAGAAGGUGUGCAGCAUCUGUGUGCUCUACCAGACUGCUCUGUCUACGCUAACACAGAUACGACUCCAGAUACUCACCGGUCUGACACAUCUUGAUGACCUUUUGCCUAAACUCUGGGCCUUUAUCUGUGAGCUCGGUCCACAGGGAGGCCUCAAACUCUUCAUGGAAUGUCUAAACAAUGACACUGAAGAGUCCAAGCAGCUCCUGGCUAUGCUCAUGCUCUUUUGUGACUGCUCACGGCACCUCAUCACAAUUUUAGAUGACAUUGAAGUCUAUGAAGAACAAACAUCUUUCAAGAUAGAGGAACUCAUCACUAUCUCCUCAUUUCUGAACACAUUUGUGUACAAGAUGAUAUGGGAUGGCAUAUUAGAAAACGCUAAAGGAGAGAAACUGGAGUUGUUCCACAGUGUUCAUGGCUGGUUGAUGGUGCUUUAUGAGCGCGACUGCAGGCGAAGAUUCACCCCUGAUGACCACUGGCUUCGCAAGGACCUGAAGCCCAGCCUGUUGUUUCAAGAGCUGGAGAAAGGCAAGAAAAGAGCUCAGCUUUUACUGCAGUACAUCCCACAUGUCAUCCCACAUAAAAAUAGGGUGCUGCUGUUCAGAAACAUUGUUACAAAAGAAAAAGAAAGUUUAGGACUGGUGGAAACAAGCUCAGCUUCACCUCAUGUCACCCACAUAACCAUUCGUCGCUCACGGAUGCUGGAGGAUGGAUACGACCAGCUCCGCAGAUUGCCGGCAAAUUCCAUAAAAGGCGUAAUUCGUGUGAAGUUUGUCAAUGAUCUGGGAGUAGACGAGGCUGGUAUUGAUCAGGAUGGUGUGUUCAAAGAGUUUCUAGAGGAGAUCAUUAAGAAAGUGUUCAAUCCUGCUCUCAACCUGUUCAAAACUACAAGUGGAAACGAAAGGCUGUAUCCUUCACCCACGUCUUACAUCCAUGAGAACCAUCUGCAGCUGUUUGAGUUUGUGGGGAAGAUGCUCGGGAAAGCCAUAUAUGAGGGCAUUGUUGUGGAUGUCCCUUUUGCCUCGUUCUUCCUCAGUCAAGUCUUGGGUCACCACCACAGCACUUUCUACAGCUCCAUUGAUGAGCUGCCCUCGCUGGACUCUGAGUUUUAUAAGAACCUCACUUCCAUCAAGCGCUAUGAUGGAGAUGUAGGAGAUCUAGGACUGACGUUAUCCUAUGAUGAGGAUGUUAUGGGGCAGCUUGUCUGUCAUGAGUUGAUACCCGGGGGCAAAACCAUGCCAGUCACCAAUGAAAACAAGAUCAGCUACAUCCACCUCAUGGCUCACUUCCGGAUGCACACGCAGAUUAAGGAGCAAACGGCGGCUUUCAUUCGGGGCUUCCGCAGCAUCAUUAACCCAGAGUGGUUGCACAUGUUCUCCACGCCUGAGGUUCAGCGUCUUGUCUCGGGAGAUAAUGCUGAGAUUGAUCUCGAUGACCUCAAGAAACACACGGUCUACUAUGGAGGUUUUCACAGCAGCCAUCGUGUUAUCAUCUGGCUGUGGGACAUCCUGUCCAGUGACUUCACUGCUGAAGAGAGGGCUAUGUUCCUUAAAUUUGUUACCAGCUGCUCCAGGCCGCCUCUUCUAGGUUUUGCCUACCUCAAACCACCUUUCUCCAUCCGUUGUGUGGAAGUUUCAGAUGAUCAGGACACCGGAGACACCCUCGGCAGUGUUCUUAGGGGCUUUUUCACUAUCCGCAAGAAGGAGCCUGGUGGUCGACUUCCCACUUCGUCAACGUGCUUCAACCUGCUCAAGUUGCCCAAUUACAGCAAGAAGAGCAUCUUGCGCGACAAGCUGCGCUAUGCUAUCAGUAUGAACACAGGCUUUGAGCUCUCCUAACUGUGUUGCACCAAGACAAUCUUCACAAGGGGGUUGUGUUAAGCAGCCUGAGCCGAGCAAGAGGUUCGGCUUACAUGGACUGGAGCCUGUCAAGUCAACAGGCCAUCACAUAAACAAAAGGGGGUGUCAUGAAGGACCUACAAACUCUCCUUUUGUCUCUUUUUCAAACUGGAUGAGCUCUGCUCUACUUCAGUCCACUCCCUCACAUCAAAGGGGAUGCUGUCUCUGCAGCACAAUCCAAUUUUUAGCAUCUCCCUUUGCCACUCUCAAAAUUCAAUAUGUCAUGUAUUUAACUUGAUGAAAGACGGAUACACAGUGGCUAGAUCUCUGUUUCUCAGGCUUAACAGAAUCACGCUCAGAUCUAACGCUCCCAUUUUAAACGAACUGGAAAGCAAUACAGAUGCAAUGCAAGCCAUUAGACACGUGGUCGACUCACUCAAGUGGAACCAAGCAUUGUUAAUACACGUACAAGCUUGGACUCCAUUACCCAAGCAACUUUUAGCUGAUAUUGGAUGAGUCGUAAAAUGUUUUGCUGAACAUAAUGCAUCUUUUAUAAAUGGAAGUCAAAUCAAUGUCUGUGUUCAACCUUCGUGGAGAAGGAGCAGCUCACAGCAGCGAUCCUGUGUUGAUUACAUUACGUCCCAUUUCAAGGAAAAUCUUUUGACCGCACUACAUGUGUCCCCACUACAAGACACUGCAGUCACCUGAGAGAGAUGUUGGCCCUCUGAUUUUUAGCAUUGAAAAUGGAACUCCUGCUUCAGUUUUGGUGAAGCAGCAGAAUCCUGCUGUUUGAUUUAGAAAAGAUGUCCGUGCUGUAACAUUUACCUUUUGAGUAAAAAAGAAGCUGAAAUUGUUUGGGCACUAUUUAUAUCCGUCUAGUAAAGGAGACACCGCUGUUCACACAUCUGUGCUUGACCUCCACUCUGAAAAAACGAGUAAAGCUAAUGAUGGUGUAAGUCUUUGUACUUAAUACUAGUGAAACUGAAGAUUUCUCACUACACCUUUGAAUAACGCUCAGUGCCUCAUAUAACACCACCCCCCCGCUCUCAUAUGUCUGACAGUACUCCAAUAGUAACCAGUAACCACGUGUAUCGGAAACAAGCCAUAGAUAUGGGGGCUACGUACCUGGACUUAUUCUCUGCUCCGACUAACAAAAAAAAAUCUGAAAUCCAAACACUCUACUACAACAACAGCAACGACCGAGGAGGGUUUCACUGCAAUGCCCUCUGAGCUCUGUGGACGUUUUAAGCCAUGUCGAAAAAGAAUUAGAGGUUUGAAAACCUCUCAACAUGAUGUCAUGGACUGGUUCGUCAACCAAAUGUGACUGUGCUUGAUUUGAUGUUCCCUUGGAUGGAAAUGUUGCACACCUUUCUGCUGUUUGUGGCUGUUGGUGGAGGGAGAAGGGACAUGAGGGUGAAUGUCACCUUAUCAGCCUAACUUUACACAGGGUUUCAUUACAUCAUAAAGUUAAGGAAGUUUACCAGAAAGAGGACUGCAGCUUUCAAAGAAACUAUCAAAUCUUUACUAAGUUCUUUAUUAUGCAAAAAAUGUUUUCUUGUCAUGAAUGAGUAUGGAUACUUGUUAAUAAGUAACACAAGCUAUAGAAAAUACUGGUCAUUAUUGCCAUGUUUCUAACUAGUAUCGUCAUGGCCGUUAACUUGUGUGAAAACAACAAAAAAAAGUGAUUAUAAUUAUAUAUAACACCGGUUGUACUAAAUUUACUCGCAGUAAACUAAUGAGAUUAAAAUAUUUUCAGAUCUGACAAAUCAGUCAUGAGGAUCUUGCUCCAUUCUCCACCUUUUAAUCUGUUCCAGCAACAAGUGGAAACACUGCAAAUGGAUGCGCACGACAUGCUUUACACCCAAGUCUGUGUUGGUGUGCGAGAGAGAUGAAAGAUACCUCACAAGCUUGUCUGUCUCGUGAUGAGGUCACUCAUCUGUUUAAAAAUGAUGUCAAGAGUAGGCUAGACUUAAAGUGUACCAGUGGACUGCUGAUGCUGACCUUUGACUAUCCGCUCUUUUAGUACAAAAAAAAAAAUAAAAUAAAAACGAUUCUGGAAAUGUUUCCACCAUUCCUGUGAAAGUUUUCAUCUCUUUUUAAAGUGUCUUUGAGACUGGCUGCACUACAGUAUGGAGCGUGUUGUUGUUAAAACAGAUGUAAGAUUUGUCCAUGUGUAAGAUACUUUUCCCCCUGUAAUGUUAACUCAUGUACACCAGUAUAAUAUAAAUCAUUUCUUUAAAUCA